CCACGAUUAACAGGUUCCCUGUCCUUUAGCUCCUUGGCUCUGUGGCAAGAGAUAACCAGCAUAAGCUGACGACUACUUCCGUUUUCACCCGGCAGAAAAAAUGAACACAGUUUUAUCCAGAUUGAACACAAUCUUUGCCUUCACACUUAGUGUGAUGGCAGGGCUUACAUUUUGUUGCUUUUUAACAACAUUUUUUAACGACCACAAGGCACCAGUUUAUUUAGGAACAGGAAGAGUUAUAGUGAAGAAUGUACCAGAUUACAGUGCUGGAAGAGAGAAGAAUGACUUGGGAUUUGUUGUUUUUGAUAUGCAAGCAGAUCUGUCCAAAAUAUUUAACUGGAAUGUCAAACAGCUGUUUCUAUAUUUGACUGCUGAGUAUGAAUCCAAAGCUCAUGUUUUGAAUCAAGUGGUUAUUUGGGAUAAGAUAAUUAAGAGGGGAGAGAACUCUUUGUUGGACUACAGAAGUAGCAAUACUAAAUACUAUUUCUGGGAUUACGGAAAUGGUCUCAAGGGAAAUAAAAAUGUAACCUUGACCUUAUCCUGGAAUGUCAUACCAAACGCUGGAACAUUACCAAAGGUUAUGGGUGAAGGACAGCAUAGAGUGAAAUUCCCAGAUGAGUACCAGUCGUCCAAAUAUUAACCAACGAAAGACACAGAAACAAAUGCAAUCUCAUUUAUUGUAUGGUGCUAGGAAUUACCACCAUUGUUUAGCAACGGACAGAAUUUUCCAAUGAAUAUUU
Mytilus trossulus (common blue mussel) is the source of this 740-nucleotide messenger RNA. Its product is annotated as signal peptidase complex subunit 3-like. The transcript has 5 exons. Gene Ontology annotation, biological process: protein targeting to ER. The coding region runs from base 101 to 640 and encodes 179 amino acids. Gene Ontology annotation, cellular component: signal peptidase complex; membrane. The record is from RefSeq and is a predicted model, not a curated record. NCBI's taxonomy places the organism in Eukaryota, Metazoa, Mollusca, Bivalvia, Mytilida, Mytilidae.